CCGGUGGGCGGGGACUCGACUGCCACUCAAGCCUUUAUAACGUUUGUGUGACUUUACCCCAGCACGAUAUUUUUCCUCCUUUUCCACUCGCCGUUUCGUCACAGAGCCGGUAGUCACAACCAUGUUGCCUCUCAUCACGUUGGCUUUGUGCCUGAGCGCCUCCGCCUCGGCCCCCAGCCUGGACCCCCAGCUGGACGAGCACUGGGACCUGUGGAAGACCUGGCACUCCAAGCAGUACCACCAGAAGGAGGAAGGCUGGAGAAGGAUGGUGUGGGAGAAGAACCUGAAGAAGAUAGAGAUGCACAACUUGGAGCACUCUAUGGGCAAACACACCUACAGCCUGGGCAUGAACCACUUCGGAGACAUGACUCACGAGGAGUUUCGUCAGAUGAUGAACGGCUACAAGCGCAGCAACAAGGUGCAGAAGAAGACCAAAGGAGCGCUCUUUAUGGAGCCCAACUUUCUGGAGGCGCCGCGCUCGGUGGACUGGAGAGACCACGGCUACGUCACCCCCGUCAAGGACCAGGGUCAGUGCGGGUCGUGCUGGGCCUUCAGCACCACGGGGGCCCUGGAGGGUCAGCACUUCCGCAAGACGGGCAAGCUGGUGUCUCUGAGCGAGCAGAACCUGGUGGACUGCUCCCGGCCCGAAGGCAACGAAGGCUGCAACGGAGGUCUUAUGGAUCAGGCCUUCCAGUACAUCAAGGACAAUGACGGCCUGGACUCUGAGGACGCCUAUCCCUACCUGGGAACCGAUGACCAGCCAUGUCACUACGACCCGACGUUCAACUCUGCCAAUGACACUGGUUUUGUGGACGUUCCCAGCGGCAAGGAGCACGCGCUCAUGAAGGCCCUGGCCUCCGUGGGGCCCGUCUCUGUCGCAAUCGACGCCGGACACGAGUCCUUCCAGUUCUACCAGUCAGGCAUCUACUUUGAGAAGGAGUGCAGCAGCGAGGAGCUCGACCACGGCGUGCUAGUGGUGGGCUACGGCUUCGAGGGGCAAGAUGUGGACGGCAGGAAGUACUGGAUCGUCAAGAACAGCUGGAGCGAGAAGUGGGGUGAUAAAGGCUACAUCUACAUGGCCAAAGACCGCAAGAACCACUGCGGGAUCGCCACCGCCGCCAGCUACCCGCUGGUCUGAUGACUGGAGCCGGAGUGCCAUCUAGUCAUUUUUUUUUCAAAUGACUAGCAAUCAUGUGGAAGCAAAGGAUUUUGAUUUUAGCCAACAAAUUAUCGUUUUUAGGGAAAGGACGCUGGUUUUAAUGCCAAUUUUUAUGAAAUAAAUUUUAGUUGUUGUC
Molecule: messenger RNA, 1295 nt
Organism: Phycodurus eques (leafy seadragon)
Lineage: Eukaryota; Metazoa; Chordata; Actinopteri; Syngnathiformes; Syngnathidae
Gene: ctsla
Product: cathepsin La
Exons: 8
Coding region: 122-1138 (338 amino acids)
Biological process (GO): immune response
Cellular component (GO): lysosome
Molecular function (GO): cysteine-type endopeptidase activity
Source: RefSeq, a predicted model, not a curated record